AAAACCCUAUCUAUGAGAAAACCCUUUCUCUCUCCCCUUUUCAAAUCUAAAUUUCUGUAUUUUGUAAGAGCUAACCUUUCUCCUUUGCAGACUCUCUUCGAACCCUAACCCUAAACCUCAAAUUUCUUGCUCUUCUAGUUAAUUUCUCAGGAAAAAAUGGGAGAAACGAGGGACAACGAUGCAUACGAGGAAGAGCUUCUCGACUACGAGGAAGAAGAAGAGAAAGCCCCUGACUCCGUUACUGCUAAAGUCAACGGCGAGGCUGGCAAGAAGGGCUAUGUUGGGAUUCACAGUUCAGGAUUCAGAGACUUCCUUUUGAAGCCAGAGCUUCUUCGGGCCAUUGUUGACUCUGGAUUUGAGCACCCUUCGGAAGUGCAACAUGAAUGCAUUCCCCAAGCUAUAUUGGGUAUGGAUGUCAUUUGCCAAGCUAAAUCAGGGAUGGGGAAGACUGCAGUUUUUGUUCUGUCAUCAUUACAACAGAUUGAACCAAGUCCAGGACAAGUUAUUGCACUUGUUUUAUGCCAUACUAGGGAGUUAGCUUAUCAGAUUUGUCACGAGUACGAGAGGUUCAGCACUUACCUACCUGAUAUUAAGGUUGUUGUCUUCUACGGUGGGGUCAACAUUAAAGUACACAAAGAUCUGCUGAAAAACGAAUGCCCCCACAUUGUUGUUGGGACACCUGGAAGGAUAUUAGCCCUGACAAGAGACAAGGACCUUUCUUUGAAGAAUGUGAGGCAUUUCAUUCUUGACGAAUGUGACAAGAUGCUUGAAUCACUUGACAUGAGGAGAGAUGUGCAGGAGAUAUUCAAGAUGACCCCUCAUGAUAAGCAAGUCAUGAUGUUUUCUGCCACACUCAGCAAAGAAAUUCGCCCAGUUUGCAAGAAAUUUAUGCAAGAUCCAAUGGAAAUUUAUGUGGACGAUGAGGCCAAGUUGACCCUUCAUGGUCUUGUGCAGCACUACAUCAAACUUAGUGAGCUGGAGAAAAACCGCAAGUUGAAUGACCUACUUGAUGCAUUGGACUUCAACCAAGUUGUUAUCUUUGUAAAAAGUGUGAACCGAGCCGCUGAGUUGAACAAAUUACUUGUAGAGUGUAAUUUUCCUUCUAUCUGCAUCCACUCCGGCAUGUCCCAGGAAGAAAGGUUGACUCGGUACAAGAGUUUCAAGGAGGGGCAUAAAAGAAUUCUAGUGGCCACAGAUUUGGUUGGAAGGGGAAUUGACAUUGAACGUGUUAACAUUGUCAUCAACUAUGACAUGCCUGAAUCUGCUGAUACCUACCUGCACAGGGUUGGUAGGGCUGGUAGGUUUGGUACCAAGGGUCUUGCAAUUACAUUUGUUUCAUCUGCUUCAGAUUCUGAUGUGCUCAAUCAGGUCCAGGAGAGGUUUGAGGUGGAUAUAAAGGAACUUCCUGAGCAGAUUGAUACAUCCACUUACAUGCCAUCAUAAUGAAGUUGCUUACAGUCUGUGAUAUCGGAGAUGGGCCAGAACCAUGAUUCAAAUUUGUGCAGUUGCUGGAGGCCGUGUGAUUUUGGACUGGUGCUUAAAGAGUGUUGUAGCCUUUCUAAGAACUCACUUGGGAGUUUAUGUCAAAUCAAUUUGUAGGGAUGAACAUCCUUUUUGAUGACAUUUUUUGCUGCUAUUUCUAGAGAGUUGCAUGUCAUAAGAGAGAUGAUUUGUUCUUAAUCUGCUUUCUUGGUUUUUACUGCCAUUUAAAACUUAUAGGGGUUUAAUAUCAAUUGUGGUUUUUCUUGCCA
This is a messenger RNA of Hibiscus syriacus, 1751 nucleotides long. RefSeq names its product DEAD-box ATP-dependent RNA helicase 15-like. Gene Ontology annotation, molecular function: ATP binding; RNA helicase activity; RNA binding. The record is from RefSeq and is a predicted model, not a curated record. The transcript is spliced from 12 exons. Lineage: Eukaryota; Viridiplantae; Streptophyta; Magnoliopsida; Malvales; Malvaceae. Bases 157 to 1443 code for a protein of 428 amino acids.